Cordyceps militaris CM01 is the source of this 2706-nucleotide messenger RNA. RefSeq names its product eukaroytic elongation factor 2 kinase. Gene Ontology annotation, biological process: peptidyl-threonine phosphorylation. Gene Ontology annotation, molecular function: protein serine/threonine kinase activity; ATP binding. The record is from RefSeq and is a predicted model, not a curated record. Lineage: Eukaryota; Fungi; Ascomycota; Sordariomycetes; Hypocreales; Cordycipitaceae. Gene Ontology annotation, cellular component: cytoplasm. Bases 1 to 2706 code for a protein of 901 amino acids. The transcript has a single exon.
AUGAAGCCUUCUCGCGACCCCUCUGCAUCGGUCACACGCGCCGAGCUCGCCGGCCAGGCCGGCUUGGGCAGCCUCGCAGACGACCUCCUCCGUCAGUCCCUCACGGCCAAACCAAACACCUCUGCGGAAGGACCCGGCUCUGUCCGCAAGCCGCCCUCAGCGCCGCCAUCCUCCGCCAGCCUCCUCCGCUCCCGAAACCCACCAACCGGCGGUCCAUCCGCAGCGGACUCGCUUCUCCGCGCCUCCGUCCUCAGGACGCCCACGGCGUCGCCCUCCUCCGCAAGCCUCCUCCGCUCCCGAAACCCACCAACCGGCGGUCCAUCCGCAGCGGACUCGCUCCUCCGCGCCUCCGUCCUCAGAACGCCCACGGCGCCGCCCUCCUCGGCAAGCCUCCGCCGCUCUCAAAAUCCUCCAACCGGCGAUCCGUCCGCAGCGGACUCGCUCCUCCGCGCCUCCCUCACCCGUGCCGCCGCCGUCCCAAGCGCAGAGAAGCCGCCGCCGUACCACAGCGGCAGAUCUGCCUCUGUGACCAGGCCGCCAUCCACCACCACCACCGGGCCGGCGCUCGGCCGCGCCCCCCUCUCGGCCGCCGAGACGAAGAGCCGCCUCACAAAGAUCCUGACCGAGGUGGAGCGCGCCAAGGCGGCGGCUCCGCCGCGCGAUACCGAAGGCCUGUUCCGGGCCUCGUGCUCGACGGACCUGCUCUUCCUGAUUGACACGACCGGCUCGAUGGAGCCGUACAUUGACGCGGCCAAGGACCAGGUGCGCCAGAUUGUCAAGGACAUCAAAGAGGCGUUUCUCGGCGAGUCGGAUGUCCGCAUCGCCGUGGUCGGGUACAAGGAUCACUACGAGUACCCGCACAUUGAGUUUCUCGACUUUACGACCUCGGUGACCGAGGUCCGCAACUUCUUGUCCGGGCUGACGGCGGGGGGCGGCAGCGACAUGCCGGAGGAUGUGCUGAGCGGGCUGCGGCAGGCCGUCAACGCCUCGUGGAAGCAGCAGACGCGCUGCCUCGUGCACAUUGCCGACGCGCCGGCGCACGGCCAGACGCUGCACGACUUACCGGAAGAGGCCGACAGCUACUGGAAUCCCGGAAGCGAGCCGCAUGGCCUGACCCACGACGGCCUGCUCGGGCAGCUGGUCAAGCUGCACGUCAACUACUGCUUUCUCCGCAUCAACUCGUCCACCGACAGAAUGGCGCUCCAGUUUAGUCGAGUCUACGGGGGGGCCGACGUCAAGCUGUCCAGAAAGAACACCUACCACACCGCCGCCGCGGACUCGCUCCUACGGGCCAGGUCCCGCGCCAAGAAGACGGCGACCGGCACCGGGCCGCUGUUUGAGGAGAUGCAGCUCGGCAUCACGUACCAGGCGCUCCGCCACCUUGUCGUCAGCACAAUCACCUCGUCCGUCUCCCGCACCGCCACCCGUCUCACACUCGCCCUGAGCGGCAGCGGUGGCGGCGGCAGCGGCGGCGGCAGCGGCCCGCCCCCGCGUCCCCGUGGCUUCAGAGGCUCCGGUCUCUCCGCCGUUGCCGAAGAGAGAACUGCCACCGGCUCCCGCGCCAGCGAGACUGCAGUGCUUGAAAAGAUCCCUCCACGGUGGAACACGCCCGGUUGGUUGGAUCAGUCCCUCUACGUCGACGGUAUUUGCAUGAACCUGGCAAAUCAUGGGGCAGAUACUCUACAGGCCAUGAUGGAGGGUGACAACAACAUCAAACUCGGGGUGGUGCAGCUGGAGAUUCACGCACGUUCCAAACCAUUCGAUCAGGGAGCGCUUCGUGUGGCAACGUAUGCCCAACCUGCCGCUAUGACGACCGGGUUUGUCCUCAAAUCGUUCAAAAAACCGGAAGCGUCGCCUGCUAAAUUGAUCGAGGACAUGCGCAUGCAAGCACUUUGCAAAGCCUUCGCGAUCGAGUUCAACGGUCUCGUCAAGUCCUCUAAGCCAAUCGACUUUGUCACGACUGUUUGCUUGGAGGACAAAUCGCCUACUUCAAAGGGAUUUUUGUCGCUGGAGCGAUUCAUCGAGGGCGACUACGUCAAGUACAACAGCAAUGGGGGGUUCGUGCUGAUAGAUGACGAUAACCCGUUCAACGAGAUUGCCCAGGCGUUUUCGCACUUUACCUUUGAGCGUUCCUGGGGCCACCUCCUCGUCACGGACCUGCAAGGCAGCGGCAACUACUUCACUGACCCGGCCAUUCAGACCAGCGACGUGGAGCGCUUCAAGCUGAGCGACACCAACCUCCACACAAACGGCUUCAAGUUUUUCUUUUCCACGCAUACCUGUAAACGGACCUGCAGAAAGUUGGGCCUCCUCAGCAAAGGGGACAUGCUCAUUUCGGGCAAAUAUACCUUCAGGCAACUAUGGCCGGUCAUGGAUCCGACCGUCUGCUGCGCCAGCAAGCUCUGCCGCAGAAUCAUUCGUGUUGCGACGGCGAGUAAGUCGCCCGCCUACCCUGGCUGUCAUUGGUGCGACGAGUGUUUCCCGCAGCUCAUGGCGACUCGAGUACAGGUCGCCUGUGCGGCGUCCGGGCCGAAGCACACGUUUGAUGUUUCGAGCUUCUACUACGUGAGUCAGGGAGAACAUAUCCCUAGUGUGUGCAAGGAGCAUCGGGAGGAGGAUAAAACGGUAGCUCGGGUGGUUGGAACUGAACUGUGGGAGGCGACCAAGUCUCCUGAUGCCAAGAAUCGUUCGGGACGAGGUUGGUGA